AUGUACGAAGAAGUCUGCCUCCUCUGCGGCCGGCCUGUCCUCGCCGACGACCGGGCAUACUGCAGCGACGAAUGCGAGUCUCAAGACGUGAUCUCCCCCUCCAUCUCGACCACCAGCAGCGCACACCCCUCGCCCUUCCUCCGCUCAAACGCAAAUGUCCCCCCGCACCUUGCCGAGGUCCCUGCACUGCUUCCCUCAGCACUCGGACGCUCCUUCGACGCGUCCCGCACACGCCGCAUCCGCCAGUCCGAGUCUUCGUCCUCCGCGUCCUCGACCUCAUGGUCCGCAAUGGACGAUGACGUCUACGACGACUCGGAACCGUCCCCCGCUCUCUAUGGCCCCACUACCGACGACGAGUACUACGGUGUCCACCCGACUACCUCGCGGACGCGCCGCACUUCCUCGGUAUCGACUCCCGGCUCCGGCGUCUCCCCCGGCAUCCCUCCGGAAGAUUACGUUGACGAAGAUGACGCCUCCGACGUCCCCGCGUCCGCCGUUUCCUCGUCGAUUCACUCAAGCCGCCGUCACUCGCGCAAGUCGGCGGAUUUCGGACAAAUGGCCGCCCUUGAUGGCGACGAGCAUGAGGAGAAGGAGGAUACACUGACGGGCAAGAGAAGGCGUAACCGGGCAAGUCUUCCUGCCUACUUCUCCCUUCUUGUCUCCACCUCCACCACUCCCCGCUCGCACAAGACGUCCGCUCUCUCUAUGCUUUCGCGCUCCCUCCACUCCUCGUCAUCACCCCCCACCCCCCGCGUCGCGAACCCUGUCCUGGACACUACUGCUGCCUUCGCCGUGCCUCAAGCUACGCGCGUCUCGAAGACCAGUCCCCAGGCCACGGACUCUGCCGCCCGAGGCCGCAGCAAAAUGCGUGAUCUCGAUGGGCGUUCAUCUUCUCGCCGCUCGCCGACCCGGUCACCCCGGCCGCGCGCUCGCGCUCACCACAGCGCCCAAGUGCGCGCUCGUUUGGACAGCAUGGAGAAGGUCGCCGACUGGGUCGCACACAGCCCAGUGGUCGUCGCCGGUGCCCGUGUGGCACGUCCCCUCGCGGGGCGCAGGAACAGCUCGCCGCCGCCGCUCCCCAAGUUCGAGAAGAUGGACAUCAACGACACGACGUUCGACGGCUUCGCGGUCGAGGACGAAAUGGCGGGGCCCGUGGAUGAUGUCAGGAGGGGCAGAAGGCGGAUGAACGAGCUCGACGAAGCACCGUACAGUGCUGGCCGGAACGCCCCUGGCUACGGCAACGGACGCAGUGGCCUGGUCUCUCGCGAACGCGGCAGGGUUGGCGUCGCUCGGCGAUAG
Messenger RNA from Epithele typhae, 1299 nucleotides. RefSeq lists its product as uncharacterized. The record is from RefSeq and is a predicted model, not a curated record. Lineage: Eukaryota; Fungi; Basidiomycota; Agaricomycetes; Polyporales; Epitheliaceae. Bases 1 to 1299 code for a protein of 432 amino acids. The transcript has 3 exons.